Messenger RNA from Momordica charantia (bitter melon), 2285 nucleotides. The record is from RefSeq and is a predicted model, not a curated record. Lineage: Eukaryota; Viridiplantae; Streptophyta; Magnoliopsida; Cucurbitales; Cucurbitaceae.
CGUGUUCAAUGAGGUGACAGUAAAUUUCACGCCUUUUUUCUUUUUGUUCCAUCUUAAUUCAGAGAGUCAAAUUUUUUGAAAAUUUGAGUUCCCACGGCAGCCCACAGUCCAAAUUCCAAUCCACAGUCCACACCCCCGGCCCCGAAUCCGAUCGAGACCCAUUACCAAAUUCGAAAACAUGUUUCCAAUUCUGAUGCAGAUUCUGCGUCUCCGAUUUCACCACGUUAUCUUCCAUUCUUCCUUCUCCCUUCGGCCCCACCACUUCACUCCCAGCGGUUCAAUCGCCCAAUAGCAACACGAUUCCAAUCCAUGGCCAACCCAAUUGCUUGGAAAAAUCCAACCAGCCUCCAAAAGGUUGCUGUGAUGAAGAAACAGUCAUUGGUACGAAUGGUUGAUUAUAAAUAGAGUGGAGAUUUGAGAGAGGGGCCGAGGCACAGGACAAUCCACAAGAAGCACAUGUUGAGAUUUAUGGUUGUGAGCGAAGGAGGAGAUUUCUGACUCUGUUAUCUCAUCUCUUUUUAUUUUAGGGUUUUUUGCCCAUCUUUCUUUCUUCUCUAUCUUGAGGAACUAGAGGCCAGAAUCUGGGAAUACUUGUUUUCUUCCAUCUGGGUCUCUAAUGGCGAGGUGGGUCUUGUCUGAAUGUGGGGUUAAGCCCCUCCCCAGGAUCUACCCUCUGCCUGUCGAUGUUUUACCGAAUGUUCCGAGAAGCAGUUUUCAUUGAGUUUUACCUUUUCUUGCUUGUUCAAGUAUGGCAGCACUUGUACAAGGUAUGCAAAUUCAUGGUGGAGUUAAAGUAGGUUUUGAAGAGGAUGAUGUUAUUUCAAGCUCUUUAAUUGACAUGCAUAUUCAUAGUGGCUAUAUUCUACCGUUGGUCGAACCCAAGUUUCGUUAUUCAUAGUGGCUACCGUAUUUGUAUGUGCCUCCUACUGAAGAAACUUGUUGGUGCGCAUAGAGCUUCCAUUUCUCUGUAUUCUCAGUUGAUAGACCAAUGUUUAGCACUAAGAUCUGUUCAUAUUGCGAAAACAAUCCACGCUCAGUUGGUAAAGCUUGGCCUUAACAACAAUACUUUUUUGGGCAAUCGCUGUCUUCAGCUAUACGGGUUAUUUGGUCCCGUUCAUGAGGUAUUGAAAGUAUUUCAUGACAUUAAAGAGAAGAAUGUUAUAUCCUGGAACAUAUGCUUGAAGGGCUUGUUUCGAUUUGGUGAUAUUAAAGGUGCAUGCCAGUUGUUUGAUGAAAUGACUGAGAGAGACACUGUUUCAUGGAACUCCAUGAUUUCUGGCUACGUCUCAUCUGGGUUUGGUGAUAGUGCUAUGGCUGUUUUUCUGGAGAUGCAAAAUGCUGGUUUUAGAUCAAGUGAGUAUACCUUUUCCAUUUUGCUGUCACUUGUGUCGUGUACUCGUCAUGGUAAGCAAAUUCAUGGUAGUAUGAUUCGUAGUGGUGUGGAUGUGUCUAGUGUGGUGCUUGGGAAUUCGUUAAUUGAUAUGUAUGGAAAAGUUGGCCUUGUUGAUUAUAUGUUUGCCAUAUUUUUUACAAUGGAAAAGGUGGAUGUUAUUUCUUGGAACUCUUUGAUUUUGGGCUGCCACAGAUCAGGCUUUAGAGUAUUGGCACUAAACCAGUUCUCUCUAAUGAGAACCACUGAGCACUCUCCUGAUGAGUUCACUGUAUCAAUAGUGAUGAGUGUCUGUUGUGGCCUCCAAGCGUUUGAUUUGGGUAAGCAAAUUUUUGCUUUCUGUUUCAAGAUGGGAUUUACUUCUAACAACAUUGUCCUUAGUGCUGCUAUUGACUUGUUUUCCAAAUGCAACAACUUGAAGGAUUCAGUGCAGCUUUUUGAAGAAACCAAUCGAUGGGAUCCAGCUCUUUGUCAUGUCAUGAUCUCAAGCUUUUCCUGGCAUGGUCAUUGGAGGGAUUCUCUAAGGCUUUUUGUUUAUACCUUGAGGGAGAACCUGAGGCCAACUGAGAUUACACUCAGCAGUGUGCUGAGCUCUAUCUCAGUCUUCACACCUGUGGAGUUGGGUAGUCAAAUCCACAAUUUGGUUCUUAAGUUGGGUUUUGAAUCUGACGCCAUUGUCGCUAGUUUGCUAGUAGACAUGUAUGCUAAAGUUGGAUCAGUUGAUAAUGCCAUGAAAGUCUUUACAGAUAUGCCUGUAAGAGAUUUGAUAUCUUGGAACACUAUGAUUAUGGGUCUGGUUAAGAAUGACAAAUACAUUGAGGCCCUUCACACUUUCAAAAGUUUGGUUUUGGAAGGUGUACUGGCAGAUAGGAUAACACUAGCAGGGGUGUUAUUA